AUGGACGUGCAAACCAUGGAUGAUGCAAAAAAAGAUAGUAUGCAAAGGGCCGCUGCCUGGAGGUCGCCAGGGCGCGUCUGGAGCUGGCGCUGGACGCGACAGCGUGCGACAGUAUGGGUGCCACCAUCUAGCAGCCCCCUGCAUCCAUCAUCCCCACCAGAAGGCUUGGUGUCGGCUGGGUCUUCUCGGACUCAGCAAUCGGCACCCGCCGCUGGUGGAGCACGUCGCAUGCGUUGGUCACAAUUAAUGAACGUAAACGCACUGCGGGCGUACUUUAGUACAGAAGGGGAAGAAACUGGAUGUUUGGCGUAUCGGGCUCGGAUGCAUCGCUUUUUUGCAGAGCUGGAGCCAUCUCUAUCCGUCACUGAGCAUAACCUGGCAGACCGAGUUCGGUACAUCCUGCGCUCCAAUAUAUUUGGUGACGCCGAACUCGAACAACUACGACGUGAGGCUGUUCUCUCAUCGAAUGGAAAUGCUACGGCUGGGAAUGCGGCGCUACUAGAUGCGCAGCAAACUGCAUAUGUGGAUGCUGCCAUCAAUAUUCCAUUUGUGGUUAAUUCAGACAAUGAUGGAAUAGUCUCCCACGAACUAGAGAAAAUGAGGAGCAUAUUGCAAGAGUCGAUGCUGGAAACGCGCACCAUGCCUCUCGAAAAUCGACCGCGACUUCCCCGCAUACCCCUUAGCAAGCGAAAUUGCUGUCGUGCGGGCUCUUAA
Messenger RNA from Parnassius apollo (apollo), 714 nucleotides. NCBI's taxonomy places the organism in Eukaryota, Metazoa, Arthropoda, Insecta, Lepidoptera, Papilionidae. The record is from the annotation of a GenBank genome assembly.